Molecule: messenger RNA, 801 nt
Organism: Bipolaris oryzae ATCC 44560
Lineage: Eukaryota; Fungi; Ascomycota; Dothideomycetes; Pleosporales; Pleosporaceae
Exons: 1
Coding region: 1-801 (266 amino acids)
Source: RefSeq, a predicted model, not a curated record
AUGAGCUCCGGCCCUUCUGUCUCUGCCCCUCGCAGGGGAAAGAAGCGGUCUCACUCAGAAGUUAGCACGCUGACUCCACAGCCACAGCCACAGCCAUCGUCCCAGACGCUGAAGGCUCCGGCCCAGCCCAAGGAGACUAUUGACCUCACCAUGUCGGAUGAAGAGGUGCCACCCACCGUGUCAUCGGGCAGCCGAGCAACCAGUACCGAACCCCCUAUAAAAUUCUCCCUGAGGCCAGUGUAUCAAAUGAUUGACCUAACGCUAGAGUCCGAUGAAGACAAGGACGUCAUUGGCGGCAUGCACGCAAAGUCCAACCCUGACCCCAAAGGCAAGGGCAAAGAGGUAGUAGUCGAGAAGAAGAAGAAGAUGUCCGAAAAGGAAAUCAAGCGAAAGGCACAGUUGGACCACAUGGCCAUCAUGUUCACCCCUGCUGAGGCUAUUGCUGCACUUGCCAACCCAAAGCCGUUUGAUAUCGUGUAUGAUUUCAAGCCUGGUGAGCGCAUCACGUGCCCGAUUAAGAGGUCGCAUUAUAUAGCUUCUCUGGGUCGGUAUUUGCCUCCUGUUGCUGAAGGUAUGCCGUGUGAGCCCGAGGGCAUGAUGUCUGCUGCCAACAAGAAGGAGUCUACCGAGGACAAGGACAAGGGCAAGGGCAAGGGCAAGGGCAAGGCUCCUGCUGCUGAUGACAAGGCGUCUGAGGCUGAGAACAAGGAGUCUGCCAAGGACAAGGGCAAGAGCAAGGGCAAGGCUCCUACUGAGGGUGAGGGAUCUACUCAGGGUAUGACUCCUGAUUCCGACAAGUAG